Molecule: messenger RNA, 951 nt
Organism: Varanus komodoensis (Komodo dragon)
Lineage: Eukaryota; Metazoa; Chordata; Lepidosauria; Squamata; Varanidae
Product: olfactory receptor 6M1-like
Exons: 2
Coding region: 1-951 (316 amino acids)
Biological process (GO): G protein-coupled receptor signaling pathway
Cellular component (GO): membrane
Molecular function (GO): G protein-coupled receptor activity; olfactory receptor activity
Source: RefSeq, a predicted model, not a curated record
AUGUUAUGUAAAAAUGUGACAUAUGUGACUGAGUUCAUCUUAAUUGGAUUCCCCAGUCCCUGGGAGGCAGAGAUCCUCCUUUUUCUGGUAUUCUUACUAAUUCUGGUAGCAACAAUGCUGGGAAACAUCAUCAUCAUUGUCCUAAUAUCUGUUGAUUACCGCCUCCAAUCUCCCAUGUACUUAUUCCUCUGCAACUUGUCAGUAAUUGAAAUCCUUAUGACUUUAACAGUGGUACCAAAAAUGAUGCAGAACUUCUUACUGGAAAGGAAGAACAUCUCUUUCUAUGGAUGUCUGACUCAGUCAUACUUCUAUUUCUUGUUUGGCACUUCUGAAUAUGUUUUACUGGCUAUGAUGUCUUAUGAUCGGUAUGUAGCCAUAUGUUUCCCACUUCAUUACAGCACCAUCAUGAAUGAAAAGGUCUGUAUUAAUCUGGUUGUUGGCUCUUGGUUGAUUGGCUUCUUCUCCAUACUUGUUCCAACUGUUAUGAAACUGGGGUUGCCCUACUGUGGCCCAAAUGUGAUCAAUCACUUUUUCUGUGACAGUGCCCCUUUACUGCAUUUAGCUUGCACUGACAUUCGGCUAGUGGAGUUUAUUGACUUCCUUGUCUCACUCCCUGUUAUUCUGGGUUCUCUUGUCCUGACACUGAUCUCUUACUUUUACAUUUUAAACACCAUUCUUCACAUCCCUUCUGCGACAGGAAGGCAAAAGGCUUUCUCCACUUGUGCCUCCCAUUUCACAGUGGUCACCAUUGGCUAUGGGACCUCUGUCUUCAUCUAUGUGCGACCUUCCCAAGCUAGCUCAAUGAAUCUCAAUAAAAUUGCCUCCCUGUUCACAACAGCAGUGACACCCAUGCUGAACCCCAUCAUAUUUACCUAUAGAAACCAGAUAGUCCAAGAGGUUUUCAAAGACUCAGUUAAAAAGUACUUGGGGACAGCAAAACAAGCAGGCUGA